AUGUGGGGUCCCAGGUGCGUGGUCUCAGUCGAAGAAGGCGGAGGCAGGGACGAGGCGACGAGCCCGGAGCGCUUUUCCUCAACCAAUAUGUUCCAGGCGCGUGCUCGGAGGCCGGCGCAAUAUGGGGUUCCAGGCGCGUGGUCUCAGCCCGAAGAAGGCGGAGGCGGGGACGAGGCCGGAGCUGGGGUCCCAGGUGCGAAAGCGGAGGCGGGGACGAGGCCGGAGCGCUUAUCCUCGACCAACGUGGAGUCCCAGGUACGCUAUCUCGGCCCGAAGAAGGUGAAGGUGGGGUGCUUGAAGCCAGAAGAAGGCGAGCUUCAAGAGGAGGCGACAACAAUCUCGAAGGACUUACUCUCAGAAUACGUUCUCGGCGCGUGGUCUCAACCUGAAGAAGACAGAGGCGGCGACAAGGCCGGAGUGCCUAUCCUCAAUCAAUAUGGGGUCCCAGGUGCGCGGUCUCAACUUGAAGAGGAUGGAGGCGGGAACCAGGACGGAGGCGAGGAGAGGCCGGAGUGCCUAUCCUCAACCAAGAUAGGGAAGCUCAAGCUGAAGAAGACAGAGGUGUGGAAGUUCAAGCUGAAGAAGACACAGGCGUGGAAGCUCAAGCUUAAGAAGGGCAAGGACAAGGUGCGUAUCCUCAAGAAGAAGAAGGCCGGGAGCGGGAACGAAGCCGUGCAGGCUCGCCUGCAUGGUGUCCCAGGUACGUGCGUGGUCUCAGUCGAAGAAGGCGGAGGCAGGGACGAGGCCGGAGCACUCAUCCUCAACCAAUAUGGGGUCCCAGGCGCGUGCUCGGAGGCGGGAGCGCUUAUCCUCAACCAAUAUGGGGUCCCAGGCGCGUGGUCUCAGCCCGAAGAAGGCGGAGGCGGGGACGAGGCCGGAGCGCUUAUCCUCGACCAACGUGGAGUCCCAGGUACGCGAUCUCGGCCCGAAGAAGGUGAAGGUGGGGACGAGGGCGGAGCACUUAUCCUCAACCGAUAUGGGGUCCUAGGUGCGCGCCCUACCGCAGCGUGCAUCAGUGCCAGGUGCUUGAAGCCAGAAGAAGGCGAGCUUCAAGAGGAGGCGACAACAGGCUCGAAGGACUUACUCUCAGAAUACGUUCUCGGCGCGUGGUCUCAACCUGAAGAAGACGGAGGCGGCGACAAGGCCGGAUCGCCUAUCCUCAACUGUCAUGGGUUCCCAGGUUCGUGGUCUGGAGAGAACAGAAGCCGAGACCAGGCCGGAGUGCCUAUCCUCAAGCAAUAUGGGGUCCCAGGUGCGCGGUCUCAACUUGAAGAGGAUGGAGGCGGGAACCAGGCCGGAGCACUUGUCCUCAACCAAUAUCGGGUCCGAGGUGCGUGGUCUCAACUCGAACAGGACGGAGGCGAGGAGAGGCCGGAGUACCUAUGCAAGGACAAGGCUGGGAGGGCCCAUCCUCAACCAACAUGGGGUUCCGAGGUGCGGAAGUUCAAGCUGAAGAAGACACAGGUGUGGAAGUUCAAGCUGAAGAAGACAGAG
Symbiodinium sp. CCMP2592 is the source of this 1494-nucleotide messenger RNA. Lineage: Eukaryota; Dinophyceae; Suessiales; Symbiodiniaceae. The record is from the annotation of a GenBank genome assembly.